Messenger RNA from Penicillium daleae, 243 nucleotides. RefSeq lists its product as uncharacterized. NCBI's taxonomy places the organism in Eukaryota, Fungi, Ascomycota, Eurotiomycetes, Eurotiales, Aspergillaceae. The record is from RefSeq and is a predicted model, not a curated record. Bases 1 to 243 code for a protein of 80 amino acids. The transcript is spliced from 3 exons.
AUGCCUCUUGUUGUGCCUGGUAUCAACUCCGAGAUGGGCGACAAGUCCGAGUGGGUCAACAAGCUGAUGGGAAAGAAGAUCAGCGAUGGUGGCAGUGAUGAGCUGUCUUUUGCGAGGAAAGAUCUUCCCAAGUCCCACCGUGUGCUGAAGCCCGAUGAUAUGAAGACGAUGGACCAUAACCCGGAUAGGCUGAAUGUCCACCUUGACCACGACGGUACCGUCCGAGAUGUGACCUACGGUUAG